Acanthocheilonema viteae is the source of this 121-nucleotide messenger RNA. The record is from the annotation of a GenBank genome assembly. NCBI's taxonomy places the organism in Eukaryota, Metazoa, Nematoda, Chromadorea, Rhabditida, Onchocercidae.
CAUUGCUACUUCAAAUGAUAAAAAUGGUGAUGAUAAGAGUGUUGGCGUAUCAUAUGCGGAAAUAAAUGAUGAUAAAUUGGAUUGGACAGCAGAUGGUUUUGUCAAAAAAUUUAUUCAUUGA